This is a messenger RNA of Cheilinus undulatus (humphead wrasse), 1420 nucleotides long. Its product is annotated as retinol dehydrogenase 10-B-like. Lineage: Eukaryota; Metazoa; Chordata; Actinopteri; Labriformes; Labridae. The transcript is spliced from 5 exons. The coding region runs from base 1 to 948 and encodes 315 amino acids. The record is from RefSeq and is a predicted model, not a curated record. Gene Ontology annotation, molecular function: oxidoreductase activity, acting on the CH-OH group of donors, NAD or NADP as acceptor. Gene Ontology annotation, cellular component: lipid droplet.
AUGAUCGUUAUCGUGGACCUUCUGCUGAUGCUCAUAGAUCUGACUUACUCCAUAGUGGCAGCUAUCGUCCAGACCUUUCUGCGACCUCGGCUCAAGUGCAUUGAUGGGGAGCUGUGUCUGAUAACAGGGGCCGGGGGGGCGCUGGGUCGCCUUUUUGCCUUGGAGUUUGCUAAAGAAGGGGCGCAUCUGGUGCUAUGGGACUGUAACGCUGCUGCCAACGAGCAGACCGCCGCGCUGGCGCGCGAGCUGGGGGUGAAAGUGCACGCCUACACGGUGGACCUGUCCAAGCGUCAGAGCAUCUACCAGGCAGCGGACAGGGUGAGGGCGGAGGUCGGGGAGGUGUCCAUACUGGUGAACAACGCGGGUGUGGUGGCCGGGCGGAGGCUGCUCGACUGUCCGGACGAGCUCCUGGAACGGACUCUGCUUGUCAACUGUCACGCGCUGUUCUGGAUGACAAAGGCCUUCCUGCCCCAGAUGAAAGCAAGAAACUGCGGUCACAUAGUGACGGUUGCCAGUGCUCUCGGCCUCUUCAGUACUGCAUGUGUGGAGGAUUACUGUGCCAGUAAAUUUGGAGCUGUUGGUUUUCAUGAGUCACUGACACAUGAGCUGCUUGCAGAGGACCUGAGUGGCAUCAAAACCACUCUGGUCUGCCCUUACAUCGUGGACACAGGGAUGUUUGCAGGCUGUGAAAUCAGGAAGGAACUUCGGAGUUUGAUUCCGCCCCUGGAGCCCCUCUACACCGUCCAACAGUCCAUGAAAGCCAUUUUAGCCGAGCAGCAAAUGAUCUGUAUUCCACGCCUCAUGUACAUCCCCUUCCUUACACGAGCGUUGCUGCCUUGGGAUGCAAAUGUUGCAACGUAUCGCUUCAUGGGAGGAGAUAAAUGCAUGCUACCCUUCAUCAAGAAUGUUGAACUGAAGACCUCCAAUGGACUCUUCAAGUCCUCCUGAAAAAUUGUAUUUAAACUCCUGGACCAAUGCAGACACCAAAGGCUAACUCUUGAGUGUUCUUAUUUCAUUAUUUUAUCUGAAGGGAAAGGCCUAAAAUCCUUGAUGGUAUGCAACAUUUCAAACACUGUUGCAGAAAUCCUGAGAUGCUCUGCUCAAUGGUGGAGUGUCAUCUCAAGAAAAACCAACAGACUUUUCAAACUGAAGAAAGAUUUUGCUUGGUUUGAGAUAUUUUAAAGAAAUAACAAUCAACUUGGGCUGUAUGUCUGAGUGGAGCUUAGUUCUACAAACGGCUACACUCAGAACAGCAAGGGAGAGGUUUUGAAGGGAGAGAGGAAGUAUGCUGAGGGACAGUGGAGGGAUGGCCAGAGAAAAGAAUAGUUUAAGUCUGAGACUGGUGCUGAAGUGCGAGAUCUACUAGACAUCUCUAAUGUAAGUUGAUAAAGUUUUAGAUCUAAAGAGAACAGAUCUCAAU